AUGUCAGAGAAUGGCCACGAGAGUGAAACGAGGGACAAAUGCCCGAUUUGUCUAACUUUUGAGAUCGCUGAUCCCUCGAUUCCCGGAGGCUGUGGGAACAAUCCGGGGCACAAGUUUUGCUUCACCUGUUUGCGAAGAUGGUACAAGAAUAAUCCGAACUGCCCUCUUUGUGGAACUUCGUCAACUUUCAUUCGCCACCGACUCUCGCAGAACAGCGGAGAUGGCAUAAUUGAACCCCUUACCGAGCUGAAAAAGGAAUUUCUGAAAGAAAAGAUCAAAGAGGAGUCCGAGAAAGUGCCUCUUGAUGUGGAGAAACAACUGCUUCACAAAUACUACCGUUAUCUAAACACAAGGCUCAACACAAAUGAUCUAGCUAUGGAAAAUGAAAGAAAAAAGCUGCGAAACGUAUCUCGACGGGAUGAAAAAAUAUUCAAAGAGAGGGAGAAAAAUAGACAAAGGUUAGUACAAGCCAUCAACAUGGCGAAAAGCCUUGAGGAAGCGUGCGUGAAUGGGUCUAUUACUAGGCUGGAACUUAAUAAAAAUCCAUAUUUCCGUGGUAUGAUCUAUGACCAUCAUUUGAAACGCGAGGACUUAUUUGAAAACGAGCAAAGACGGAGCUUUACUCCACAGAUGGCUCGAGAAGAGCUCGCCGCUGACCCUCACCGACUACGGAAUUGGCUACGCAAAGAGAUACCGAUUUUUCUGAAUCGGCCAGUCGACCAAAUUGACAAUUUUGAGGGAAAAAUUGAGUACAUUUUGCAAGCCACACAACAAGGAUACAUUCACGCUCCCGAAUUUGAAAAAGCUUGUCGCCUAACUUUUCGGGAAUCGCGCGAGUAUUUGGAUACGUUUUGCAACGAGUUCUUCGAUUUCGCCUCUUCACAAUACUCGAUGAACACGUUUCUCCAGAAUAGUCGCUAUAGAAGCCGUGAAUCUUCUCAAGAUGCAGCUCGAGGUCAGCAAGAAGUCAUUCAAAUUGAUGAUUACGUCCCGAUUGAUAACGAUGUACAGAUUGUGGACGAGGGACAACCAAAUCGAUCAACCGAGUACUCGAACUAUUUGAUUAGGCAACAACAACACUCAUUUUGGGCUCAACGCUUUCAACCGGGACACACGGACUCCGAGGAAGAGGAAGACGCCGAUAUCUACAUGUUUUCGGAAUGCCGAAUCCUUGUACCUACUCCUGCCUCUACGGCGAACACUGAGGGUAUCCGAAUUCAAACGCACCAUUCGCUUCUACAAUUACCCGCCUUUGAUCGCUUUGGGAUCUUGCUUAAUAAACCUCGAGAAGCUCCUCGAAAUUUGGCAGACGUUUUACAGAAUAUGCUUGCUGAUAAUUCAUCGAUGUUGCCGAGUACAUCACGUUUAACUCGACCUUCACCGACUACGCAAAGAGUCGAGCUUUUUUCUGAAUCGGGUCGAGCGGUGCCCAAUGAGGAAAUUAUACUCUCUUCGGAUGAUGAGGGCCAGCAGAGGACCAACGAGAUUUUGGCGCAACGAGGCGACUCUCAAAUGCAAGGAUCAUCACGCUCGCCGCAUAAAAACGCCCCUGUCACACCCACACACCAAACAAGGAAGAGGAAAUCAAAGAGAAAGUCCACGGGAAGGAAGCAUUCAUCGAUUGCCGAAGGGGAGAACGAUGAUCACAUGAGGCUUCCCGCGCCAGACGCCGACACCGAUAUUGUGCGACAAUCCAAAGAACGCGAGCGGAAACGUCGGAGGAAUAGAAACUACUCGGGCUCGCCUAGUGACGAACGUUGGCCAACUCAGCGUGAAGGGCAGAUCCCGGUAUCGGAGCAGGUGAGACAGCGAGCCAAUCGAAGCAGGAGUUACUUGGGGUCACCGUCUGAUGAUGAUACGAUCGACAGAAUCAAACGAUCACGUGCCGAUUUUCGGACUGAAGAUGAUACUACAGAGCGAAACACAAUAACUGAGAAUUCCAACUUGUUAUCAACUUCUGGAUCGUCAACAUUGCUCGAUGUGGACGGACCGUCAAAAUCAUCCACUCAAUCGUUGGACGCGUUGAGUGCCAAAGUGAUUGAAUCACCACAAGUCGAGGAAUCGUUGGACGCAUUGAUAGGCAAAGUGAUCGCAACGGCUCGAGGUGAUUUCGGGCGGAUUCGUGAGGCGAUCGAACAGUUGAAUGACCAGCUUCCGAAGACUGAAAAAUUUGCGUUGAAGAAAGUUUCUGAAACAGUUGAUGCAUCUACAUCAUACGAAGAAAAACCACAAGAGCCAACUGUCGACAAUACUGUGCUGAAUUUGACAAGAAAUAUUGAAGAUGCCAGGCACCCGGCUCGUCAGCCGAUUGUCUAUGAUUUGAAUGAUGCGUCGAAUUCGCAAGACCGUCUUUAUUCCGAUCGAUCAUUGAGAAUG
Molecule: messenger RNA, 2376 nt
Organism: Mesorhabditis belari
Lineage: Eukaryota; Metazoa; Nematoda; Chromadorea; Rhabditida; Rhabditidae
Source: the annotation of a GenBank genome assembly